Candoia aspera is the source of this 14894-nucleotide messenger RNA. It is a transcript of the gene SVEP1, whose product is annotated as sushi, von Willebrand factor type A, EGF and pentraxin domain containing 1. Lineage: Eukaryota; Metazoa; Chordata; Lepidosauria; Squamata; Candoiidae. Gene Ontology annotation, molecular function: calcium ion binding. The record is from RefSeq and is a predicted model, not a curated record. The transcript is spliced from 50 exons. Bases 233 to 11323 code for a protein of 3696 amino acids.
AAAGAAGAGUAAUUUCUAGCAGUGAAGCUCCAAGUGAGACCAGCGUGCAGAGUCCUUGCCACGUGCGCGCCGCGGUUAAGUGGCUGGGAGACUAAAACGAGCCGUCGGAAGAGGGCCGGGUGUGAGUGUCAGGUCGGCGCAGCUUGCGGGGCGAUAGCAAGCUCGAGGGGAGGCCUUCUCGCCGGCGGACGGACCGACGAACAGGCGGGCGGGCGGACGCGGGCCCAGAGGGAUGUGGCUCGUGGGUGUGUACCUGUGGGUUGGCGUGGCGCUCGCCUGGGCGCCCGCGCAGCCCCGCAGCCCAUAUCGCCCCUUCAACCUGAGCUCUUUAGCGGCGCUCUCGUCUUCUUUCAAACCGGCCGCCCCCGGGACGUUACUGCUGGAGUCGCCCGGCGUGGCGACGGAGAACAAAGUGGAGCGGCUCGGGCGGGCUUUCAAGCGGCAGGUGAGGCAGCUGCGGGAGAAGAGCGGCCGCCUGGAGCUGGUCUUCCUGGUGGACGAGUCGUCGAGCGUGGGCCAGGCCAACUUCCUCAGCGAGCUGCGCUUCGUCAAGAAGCUGCUCUCCGACUUCCCGGUCGUGCCCACGGCCACGCGGGUGGCCAUCGUUACCUUCUCCUCCAAGAAUAACGUGGUGCCCCGCGUGGACUACAUCUCCCCUCCGAGUCGGGCGCAGCAGCGGCAGCACAAGUGCGCCUUACUCAGCCGCGAAAUCCCGGCCAUCAGCUACCGAGGAGGCGGCACCUACACCAAGGGGGCUUUCCAGCAGGCCGCGCAAAUACUGGUUCACUCCCGCGUAAAUGCUACCAAAGUGAUAUUUUUGAUUACGGAUGGAUAUUCCAAUGGAGGGGAUCCUCGGCCCAUUGCAGCAUCCUUGCGUGAUUUUGGAGUAGAGAUCUUCACAUUUGGGAUAUGGCAAGGCAAUAUCAGAGAGCUGAAUGACAUGGCUUCUCACCCAAAGGAGGAACACUGCUACUUGCUCCACAGUUUUGCCGAGUUUGAAGCUUUAGCACGCAGAGCCCUUCACGAAGAUCUGCCGUCUGGUAGUUACAUUCAGGAAGACAUAGCAUAUUGCUCCUAUCUUUGUGAAGGGACUGAAAAUUGCUGUGAUACCAUGGCAAGCUGCAAAUGUGGUACCCACACAGGACACUUUGAGUGUAUCUGUGAAAAAGGAUACUAUGGCAAAGGACUACAGCAUGAAUGCACAGCCUGUCCAUCUGGAACCUAUAAGCCUGAAGGUUCACCAGGUGGAAUAAGCACCUGUAUCACAUGUCCUGAUGAAAAUCACACUUCUCCACCAGGAAGUACUUCUAUUGAGGACUGUAUAUGCAAGGAAGGGUAUCGUCCUAGAGGUAAAUCAUGUGAAGUGGUUCACUGCCCUGAGUUGCACCCUCCGGAAAAUGGCUAUUUUAUCCAGAAUGUCUGCAACAAUUACUUCAAUGCUGCUUGUGGAAUCCGAUGUAAAACAGGAUUUGAUCUCGUUGGAAGUAGCAUACGACUUUGCCAGCCAAAUGGUGUAUGGUCUGGUUCAGAGACAACUUGCAGGGUUCGCACAUGCCCCAAACUCUCAAGCCCUCAAAACGGCCAUAUUAAUUGCUCACUGAGUGAGAUCUCCUAUAAGACGGUGUGCUUAUUCACUUGCAAUGAAGGCUAUGAACUGGAAGGCAACACCAAACUUACCUGCCAAGGCAACUCACAGUGGGAUGGGAAGGAACCAAAAUGUGUUGAGUUGCAUUGCCCUGCCUUCCAAAAACCAAAAAGUGUUAUUGUUCACCCUUAUAUUUGUGGGCUUGAACAAUCAACAUAUGGAACUGUGUGCCGGCUCAGUUGUCCAAAUGGAUUCUUUUUGUCUGGUGUUAGAGAAGAACUGAGGUGUUUAAACACUGGAAAAUGGAGUGAAGAUCUGCAGAAAGCUUUUUGUAAAGACAUUGAACCUCCCCAAAUUAGCUGUCCAAGUGACAUUGAAACAUCAACUCUGGAAAACCAGAAUGCUGCAAAUAUUAGCUGGCAGGUUCCAGAUGCAGUCGAUAAUUCUAGAGAUGAGGUGUUAGUUCAGGUUACUCCAGCAUUUAUACCACCUUACCUUUUCCCAAUUGGAGAAGUUGACAUUACAUAUACAGCAACUGACAGAGCUGGCAAUGAGGCAAGCUGCUCUUUCAAGAUCAAAGUGAUUGACACUGAACCCCCAGUAAUUGAUCAAUGCAGAUCUCCACUACCAAUUCAGAUCACUGAGAAGGAGCACAGAGUAAUGUGGGAUGAGCCACAGUUUUCAGACAAUUCAGGAGCCGCCUUAAUAAUAACUAAAACCCACUCACCUGGAGAUCUCUUUCCCAAAGGUGAAACAGUGGUUCAGUACACAGCCACUGACUUGGCUGGAAAUAAUAGGACCUGUGAGCUUAACAUUGUCAUCAGAGGUUCUCCUUGUGAAAUUCCCUUUACUCCAGUGAAUGGUGAUUUUAAAUGCACUGAAAAUGAGACAGGAGUUAACUGCACAUUACUUUGCAUGGAGGGAUAUGAUUUCACCACAGGUUCCAAUGAAAAUUACUAUUGUGCUUAUGCAGAUGGUAUCUGGAACCCUCCUUACUCUACUGAGUGGCCUGACUGUUCUUUGAAUCGUUUGGCAAAUCAUGGUUUUAAAUCCUUUGAAAUGUUGUAUAAAGCAACACGAUGUGAUGACAAUAACCUUCUUAAAAAUUUUGUGGAAGUUUUUCAAAGUGCACUUGGUAAAAUGGUUCCAUCAUUUUGCAAUGAUGUUGAUGACAUUGACUGCAGGCUUGAGGAUUCACCACAGAAACAUUGCUUAGAAUAUAAUUAUGACUAUGAAAAUGGCUUUGCGAUUGGUCCUGGAGGCUGGGGUGCCAUAAAUCGGCUGGAUUACUCUUACGAUGAUUUUGUUGAAGUAGAUCCUGAAGAGGAACAACCUAAAUUAAUAUCUGAUUCUGUAGAUGUGGCAAACUCCCGGGUCAAAAGACAUAAAAAAACAAACAUGCCCAUGUCAGACCACAAAAUAAAGUUAAUUUUUAAUAUCACUGCUAGUGUACCACUGCCUGACAAACGCAAUGAUUCUCUGGAAUCAGAAAACCAACGACGCCUUCUAAAAACACUAGAGAAGAUCACAAACAGGUUGAAAAGAACGCUCAACAGGCAUCCCAUGUAUUCUUUUCAGUUGUCUUCUGAAUUGCUUAUAGCUGACACCAAUUCUCUAGAAGCUGAAAGGGCUUUUCUGUUUUGCAAACCGGGCUCUGUUCUACGGGGGCGAAUGUGUGUUAACUGUCCUUUGGGUACUUACUAUUCUCUGGAACAUCAUGCAUGUGAAAGUUGCUGGAUUGGAUCAUAUCAAGAUGAGGAAGGACAGCUAGAAUGUAAAAAUUGUCCAUCUAACACCUAUACAGAAUAUCUCCAUUCUAGAAGCGUAUCAGAAUGCAAAGCUCAAUGCAAGCCGGGAACCUAUUCUCCCAAUGGCCUUGAGAUCUGUGAAUCAUGUCCCCUUGACAAAUACCAGCCUACCACUGGAUCUAAGCACUGCAUUUCUUGUCCAGAAAAUAUGUCAACAGUCAAAAGAGGAGCUGUGGAUAUUUCAGCAUGUGGAGUUCCUUGUCCGGCUGGAGAAUUCUCAAGGUCUGGUUUAAUGCCGUGCCAUCCUUGUCCCAGGGACUAUUACCAACCUGAUCCAGGAAAGUCCUACUGCUUAUCUUGCCCAUUUUAUGGAACAACAACAAUAAUUGGGGCCAGAUCUAUAGCGGACUGCUCAAGUUUUGGCUCUACUUUCUCUGCAGCGGAGGAGAGUGUAAUGCUUCCAGUUGCUCCAGAAAAUAUCAGCAAGGAUCACAAAGUCAGCAGCCAGGUGUUCCAUGAAUGUUUCCUGCAACCCUGUCAUAACAGUGGAACUUGCAAACAGGUUGGAAGUGGUUACGUUUGCAUAUGCCCACCAGGAUAUGCAGGAUUAAAAUGUGAAAAAGAGAUUGAUGAAUGCAAGUCAUCCCCCUGCCUCAACAAAGGGAUUUGCAGGGACGGCACUGCGGCAUUCAUUUGCCAGUGUCCACCAGGGUACUCAGGCUUACUGUGUGAAGAAAAUGUAAAUGAAUGCAGUUCAAAUCCUUGUCUGAAUAAAGCAGUCUGUGUUGAUGAUAUUAACUCUUACCAUUGCUUGUGUGCAGAAGGUUUCACAGGUACUCACUGUGAAGCAGAGAUAAAUGAAUGUCUUUCAAAUCCCUGCUUCAACAAAGCUACCUGUGAAGAUCAGGUUGGAGGUUUCCAUUGCAAUUGCUUACCUGGAUUUAUUGGUGCUCUGUGUGAUAAAAAUAUUAAUGAAUGUCUCAGUAGACCUUGUAAAAAUGGAGCCACAUGCAAAGAUGGAAUCAAUGGUUAUAGGUGUCACUGUGUUACAGGAUAUACAGGGCCCCAAUGUGAAGUGAACAUCAAUGAAUGUGAAUCCAGUCCCUGUGAAAAUCAAGCAACCUGUCUGGAUGCCUUGAACUCAUACGUUUGUAAAUGUCCUCCUGGCUUUACAGGCAGCAGGUGUGAAACAGAGCAGUCUUCUGGAUUUAAUAUGAACUUUGAAGUCUCUGGAAUCUAUGGCUACGUUUUGCUUGAUGGUGUCCUCCCCUCACUCAGUGAGAUCACAUGCGCAUUUUGGAUGAAAUCCUCCGAUACUACAAAUUAUGGGACUCCAAUUUCUUAUGCAGUGGAAAAUGGAAGUGACAAUGCAUUUUUGAUUACAGAUUACAAUGGAUGGGUUCUUUAUGUUAAUGGGAAGGAAAGUAUUACCGAUUGCCCUUCUGUGAAUGAUGGCAAUUGGCAUCAUAUUGCUGUAACUUGGGCAAGUGCAGACGGAGCCUGGGGAGUGUAUAUUGAUGGAAAAUUAUCUGAUGGAGGCAGUGGCUUAUCUGUAGGAACAGAAAUCCCUGGUGGAGGUGCAUUAGUACUUGGACAGGAGCAAGAUCAAAGAGGAGAAGGCUUUAAUCCAGCGGAGUCUUUUGUUGGCUCAAUUAGCCAGCUGAACAUUUGGGGUUAUGUUCUGCCUCCUGAACAGGUGAAGUCCUUGGCUACGUCUUGUCCAGAGGAACUCCAGAAAGGCAAUGUAUUAGCCUGGCCAGAUUUUCUCCCUGGGGUUGUUGGAAGAGUGAAGAUAGACCCCAAGAGCAUAUUCUGUGCUGAUUGUCAACCUUUAGAAGGCUCCAUUCCCCACCUGAAAACUUCAUCAGCUACUUUAAAGCCAGGAUCAAAGGCCUCUCUCUACUGUGACCCAGGUUUCCACAUAGUGGGAAAUUCUGUCUUGCACUGUCUAAAUUUAGGACAAUGGGCACAACCUCUUCCACACUGUGAAAGAAUUAGUUGUGGAGAACCUCUACCUCUAGAAAAUGGAUUUUACUCUGCUGAGGAUUUCUUUGCUGGAAGCUCUGUUACCUACCAGUGCAACAGUGGUUAUUAUCUGUUGGGAGACUCAAGGAUGCUCUGUACAGACAGUGGAAGCUGGAAUGGUAUUUCACCAUCUUGCCUUGAUGUUGAUGAAUGUGCAGUUGGUUCAGACUGUGACUCCCAUGCCUCUUGCCUUAACACAAACGGAUCCUACAUAUGUACCUGCAUUCACCCAUAUAGAGGAGACGGCAAGAAAUGUGCAGAACCAGUAAAAUGCAAACACCCGGGAGAUCCUGAACACGGUCGGUCACAUGGGGUCAGCUACAGUGUUGGUAGCAAAAUCAGGUUUUCAUGUGAAAAAGGCUACCAGCUAAAAGGAGUCAGUCAAGUUACAUGUUUGGAAUCUGGAAAAUGGAGCCAUCUGAUACCGUUCUGCGAAGCUAUUUCCUGUGGUAUACCACCCGUUCCUAAAAAUGGUACAGCCGAUGGCUCCAAAUUUACAUUUGGUAGUAAAGUAACAUUCAGAUGUGAUGAAGGAUACAUUUUAGUGGGUGAAACAGAAGCAACAUGUCUAGCGAAUGGCAGAUGGAACCAUUCUUCUCCAUUAUGUGAAUUAGUAAAAUGUCCCCUCCCCAAAAAAAUAAAGAAUGGAAAAUAUGUCUUGAACGGUGUGAUGUACCUUUCUAACGUAUCCUACAUAUGUGACAUGGGGUACAGUCUACAAGGACCCUCUGUACUUGUAUGUGAAGAUUUAGGUAACUGGAGCAGCUCACCCCCAGAUUGUGAAAUCAUUUCUUGUGGCCUUCCUCCUGUAAUUAAAGAUGCUGUUGUUACUGGAAACAACUUUACCUUUGGGAACACUGUCACUUAUACGUGUAAGGAAGGCUACACAUUACUCGGCCCUGACACUGUGGAAUGCUUGUCCAGUGGCAAGUGGGGCCUCAGUCAACAACAGUGUGUGGCGGUAUCCUGUGACGAACCGCCUCCUGUGGAACAUGCUUCUCCAGAGAGUGGUCAUCGAUUAUUUGGCGAUAUAGCGAUCUACUAUUGCUCUGAUGGGUACAGUCUGGCUGGCAAUUCCCAGUUACUUUGCAAUUCCCAGGGCAAAUGGGCACCCCCUGCAGACAAAGAUAUUCCUGAGUGCAUAGCUGACUUCUGCGAGAGGCCAGUGUCUGUGUCAUACAGCAUCUUGGAAUCUUCAAACAAGGCCAGAUUUGCAGCUGGGUCAGUUGUGAGCUUCAAGUGUAUGGAAGGUUUUAUUUUAAACACUUCUGCUAAAAUUGAAUGUGUUCGAGGUGGCCAGUGGAACCCUUCUCCUUUGGCUAUCCAGUGCAUCCCUGUUCGUUGUGGAGAACCAGCAAGCAUUGCAAAUGGGUAUUCAAUUGGCACAAAUUACAGUUUUGGAGCCAUUGUGGCUUAUAGCUGUAUUAGAGGCUACUAUAUCAAAGGAGAGAAGAAGAGAACAUGUGAAGCAACAGGAACUUGGAGUGGUACGAUGCCAACUUGUCAUCCUGUGUCCUGUGGUGAGCCACUAAAACUUGCAAAUGGAAUGAUUAAGAAUAUAACAGGACGUUUCUUUGGAAGUGAAGUGAGAUACCAGUGUGAUGAAGGUUACCAGUUGAUUGGAAGUGAAAGGUUAUUUUGCCAAUCAAAUCGUCAAUGGUACAGUGAAGCACCACCUUCUUGUGUGAUCCUCAAUUGUGGAGAACCACCUACUUUCCAGCAUGGAUUCAGCAAGGGAAAAAAAUUUGAAGUGGGAGCCAAAGUCACUUUUUUUUGUGAUGAAGGCUAUGAAUUGAUUGGAGAUGUUUCUUGGACCUGUCAGAAGUCUGGAAUGUGGAACAAAAAACAAAGCCCCCACUGUGUCCCAACUAAGUGUCCAGAGCCACCAUUAACUGAGAAUCAACUUGUCUUGAAGGAGAUGGCUGAUCAAGUAGGGGUAGUACAGUUGUCAUGCAGAGAGGGCUUUAUUUUGUAUGGUGCUUCCAUCCUGAAAUGUUUGUCAUCCCAACAGUGGAAUGACUCUUUUCCUGUCUGCAAAAUGGUACUCUGUCGUAGACCUCCUUAUAUUCCUUUUGGGGACCCUGUGGUGUCUUCCCUGCAUUUUGGUAGCACAGUGAGCUAUACAUGCAUGGAUGGAUUUUUGCUGAAGGGAACAUCUACCAUUAUUUGCCAAGCAAAUGGUACAUGGAGUUCUCCACUCCCAGAAUGCAUUCCAGUAGAAUGCCCACAGCCAGAAGAAAUUCAGAAUGGUAUUGUAGAUGUGCAAGGACUUACCUAUCUCAGCACGGCACUGUAUAAUUGUAAACCAGGUUUUGAGUUGAUAGGAAACAUGACAAUUCUUUGUGGAGAAGAUGGACGAUGGCUGGGAGGAAAGCCUUCUUGCAAACCUAUUGAAUGCUCCAGACCCAGGGAGAUUAAGAAUGGCCGAUAUUCAUACAUUGAUCUAUACUACAGACAGACAGUUACCUACUCAUGUGACAGAGGAUUCCAGCUUGAGGGGCAGAGAGUUCUAACCUGCCUGGAAACAAGGGAAUGGGAUGCAGGGGCUCCAUCUUGUAGAGCAAUUAACUGUGAUCCUCCCCAGCCUAUUGAGAACGGGUUUGUAGAAGGUGCAGAUUACAGCUAUGGUGCCCUGGUUAUAUACAGCUGUAUUCCAGGAUUCCAGCUUUCUGGUCUUGCUAUGCAGAUCUGUGAGGAAUCAGGAUGGUCUAGUGUUAGUCCAGUAUGUCUACUAACAGACUGUGGCCUUCCUCCCCAUAUAGACUUUGGUGGGUAUGUAACAAUCAGCAGUGAAGAAAAGCAUCUUGGCCAAGAAGAUAUAUUGGAAGAGAGCUUCCUUAUUACUAGCCAAUCUCAUUUAUCUCAGAAAGACACACAACAUUCCUCAAAAGCCAUUAAUAGUUUACCACUAUCGGGCUAUUUAUAUGGGACUACAGUAUUGUAUAGUUGCUAUUCUGGCUAUGAACUCUUAGGAAAUUCCAUUCUAGCUUGCCAAGAAGAUGGAAUGUGGAAUGGUAGUGCUCCUAUCUGCCUUUCCAUUCAAUGUGAAUUACCACUGUUUCCAGAAAAUGGCUUUGUACAUUUUACAGAGAACACUAUGGGUAGUACAGUGAAAUAUACUUGUAAGCCAGGGUAUAAGCUGAUUGGAUCAGAUACAAGACAUUGUAUGUCUAAUAGGCAGUGGAGUGAUUCAGCACCAACCUGUGAGAUAAUAUCAUGUGCAGUGCCUGGCAGACCCAUGAAUGGCAUAGUAAAAGGAGAAUCCUACACAUAUGGCAGUGUUGUCCAGUAUGAUUGUGAUCAUGGGUUUCAGAUAAAUGGUUCAGCUAAGAGAACCUGCCAGUCUGAUCAAAAAUGGGAUGGAAAUGAGCCAUUAUGCAUUCCCAUUUCCUGUAGCCAAGCUCCCUAUUUAGAGAAUGGUGAAGUGAGUGGAGAAGAAUAUACAUUCCAAAACUAUAUUAAAUACAGCUGCAAAGAAGGUUUCCUGUUGGAAGGGGAUCGGAAGAGAGUCUGUCUUGCAGAUGGAAAUUGGAAUGGGAGCACUCCAGUGUGUAGGCUAGUCCAAUGUUCUGAACCAGUGAAACUUGUUCACGGGCAGAUAAUUGGAUCAGAAUUUGGCGUUGGAAAGAGAAUUAAGUAUUUCUGUGAUGAAGGGUAUAUAUUGCGUGGUACACUCUUACGUACCUGUCAAGCUAAUGGUACAUGGGAUAAAGAACCUCCAUUCUGUGAACCUGUCAACUGUGGGCCUCCUGAGGACAUCUCUCAUGGUCUCCUGAAUGGUUCUGUCUUUAGUUAUGGGGAAUAUGUAGAGUAUGUUUGCUUCCCUGGUUAUGAGUUGCAGGGUAAUCCAGUGAGGCAAUGUCAGUCCAAUGGUUUAUGGAGUGGAAGACCCUCUUCUUGCCUACCUUGUGAAUGCCCUGUACCGACCAUUCAGAAUGGGAUAGUUAUAGGUAACCAUUUUGGCUGUGGCAAGAAGAUAGAAUUUCAAUGCCUAGAUGGUUUCAAACUGCUAGGACCUUCAGAAAUCACUUGUGAAGCUAUUGGCAGAUGGAGUUCUGGCCUUCCACACUGUGGGCUGAUUUCAUGUGGCCCUCCACCCAUGAUUCCCAAUGCGUUUAUCAAUGGGGGCAGCUCUGUGGAUCAAAACACCAUAAUUUAUAAUUGUGAAAUGGGUUAUGUGAUGCAAAGAAGCUCGGAAUUGACAUGUACAGAAACAGGGGUCUGGAGUAGACCAUACCCAAAUUGCACAUUACUGACCUGUGGACCACCACCUUUUGUGCCUCAUGCAGUUGCUUUUGGAGAAUCACAAGACUAUGGAAGUAAAGUUCAAUACAGGUGUCUGGAGGGUUAUGUGAUGGAGACAGAAGUGGAUAUAUGCACCUGUCAGGAAGAUGGGCACUGGUUCCCUAACAUAUCCUGUUGCCCCAGAAAAUGUCCCAUGCCACCAAAUAUAACCAAUAUUAUCAUUAUUGGAACUGAAUUUACUGUGAAUAAAAGCAUUACCUUAUCAUGUCCAGAAGGCUAUCUUUUGAUUGGUACCAACACUUCCAUAUGCCAGCAUGAUGGGACCUGGGUACCAUUAUUUUCAAAUGAGAUAUGCACUCCUGUCUCCUGUGGAAAACCUGAAGCUCCAGAACACGGGAUUGUGAUUAGCAGCCAAUACAGUUACAGUGAUGUUGCUCUUUAUAAAUGCGACUUGGGUUACGAGUUAGAAGGUGAUGCAGAACGCAUCUGUCAAGGAGAUAAAUUAUGGAGUGGAGUAACACCAGUGUGUAAAAAAAUAUCCUGUGGUUCCCCUGAACCAAUAGAUAAUGGAUCUGUUAUUGGCAAAGACUUUUUACCUGGAGAUGAAGUUCUCUACAGUUGUAAUCAGGGAUAUGAGUUAAAGGGACCAACUCGAAGGAUCUGUCAUGUUAACAAGAAAUGGACCCCAUUAGCUCCGACAUGUGUGAGCAUAAGAUGUGAAGCCCCUCCAACAGUAGCAAAUGCAUUUUCCAUAGCCAGAGAAAAUAUGUACAGAAGUAAUAUAUCCUUUGUAUGCAAUUUUGGAUAUCACUUACUUGGACCUGAGAACAUCACCUGUUUGGCUAACGGAUCCUGGAGUCAACCCCUUCCAACAUGUGAAGAAACCAGAUGUGAAGAUCCAGGAUUGAUUGAGAAUGGAAAUGCUGUCUCUGAAAAUAAUACAGUGGGUAGCAGAGCUGCAUAUUACUGCAAUAGGGGCUACAGUUUGGAAGGAGAACCGAUUGCAGAAUGCAUGGAAGCCGGAACUUGGAGCCACCCAACACCUUUCUGCAAACCAAAUCCAUGCCCUGUACCUAUUAUAAUCCCAGAAAAUGCCAUCCUCUCAGAAACAACAUUUUAUGUUGGGCAAAAGGUGUUUAUCAAAUGCAGAGAAGGCUAUCAACUUCGGGGACACUCUGUUAUUACUUGUAAUCCUGAUGAGGCCUGGACUCCUACCAGAGCUAAAUGUGAGAGGAUCUCUUGUGGGCCACCUGCUCACGUAGAAAAUGCUUUGGUCCGUGGAACAUUUUACCAAUAUGGAGACGUGGUGACCUACUCAUGCUACAGCGGAUACAUGCUAGAGGGCUCCCUUCGAAGUGUCUGUUUAGAGAACGGAACCUGGACGAUACCACCAGCUUGCAAAGCUGUUUGCCGGUUCCCGUGCCAGAAUGGUGGCAUCUGUGAGCGGCCAAAUGCUUGUUCCUGUCUUGAGGGUUGGAUGGGACGCCUUUGUGAAGAGCCAAUCUGCAUCCUGCACUGUUUGAACGGAGGCCGAUGUGUGGCACCUUACCAAUGCGACUGCCCAACUGGAUGGACUGGGUCGCGCUGCCACCAGGCUGUUUGUCACUCUCCAUGCUUAAAUGGUGGGAAAUGUAUACGACCAAAUCGGUGCCACUGUACUUCACCAUGGACUGGACAUGACUGCUCUAGGAAACGGAAACCUGGAUUCCACCACUUUUAAUUUAAGAGCAAAGACUAUGAACACUCUGAUUCCAAUCCAGUGGGCCUUGGUACUACAGUCACUGUAAAAUCAAAUACAGUGGGUUUUUUAAAACUGUUUUGAAAUUAUUAUUAUUAUUAUUAUAUUUUUCUUAUACAUUUAAUUUUGAAUGGAAGCAUCUUUAUGUUUUUUUUCUCUUGCAGAAGUAUAUCAUCCAUGUUAAAUGUUGCUGCUGUCAAUACACACAAAUGUACAAAUGUUGUUCACUGAAAGAGAAAACCUUACAGUCUUUUGUAUUAUGGGUGCAAAGCCCUUUGCCUAAGUUGUGUUUCAUGGCCAAAAAAGAUGCUGGGAUUGGGGAUGAAACUUGAUUUGACUCAUAUUUCCUUUCCCCCAUCCACCUCAUUCACCCACAAAAUGGAAGUGAAUGCAUGAGACAAAGAACUGUGAUCAACCAGUUCUUCAGUCUUACCUUCUUAUACUCUGUCUCUUGCCCAUUGUUGGAUCUGCUAUUGGAAACAAUUCAGAAAUAGAGGGAAUGUUAAGACAUGGGAAAGGGGAAAAUUCAGUGUCUCCAUCAUGGUCCUUUUAUAUGCUAAAAUACCCCAUAUCUUGAAUUUUAUAAGUGAAUGAGAUGAAUAAUAAAUGAUUGCCCUAUCAGAUCUGGUUUUGGUCUGAUAUAACUUCUGCAAACUAUUCGUCUAUUUCAUUACGGUAGUUGCAAGAGGGAUAAUAUUUAGUUACUGUUGUCUGAUGGAACAAACUGGAAUCUGAAGCUUUAAGCAUUCCAAAAAGCUUGAAGCUGUUAAAUAAGAAUAUUAUAUUUUCAAAAUAAAUUAAUAAAUAACUGCCACCAACCCCUGCCUCCAGAGAUUUGUUGCUGGCUGUUAAAAUCAAGCCUGUUUACUGGGAAAGUAUUCAUUGUUAUUUUACUGUGGAUAAAUAUUUAAAACAUACUGUAUAUGCAUACAUGGAUUUGGUGAAUGAUUACCAUUUAGUUCAAAAUAAAUAAAACAGUAGUUGCUGUUCCCAUAAAAAGACAUGAAAAUUAGAUUUCAUGUUUUUGAUAUUAUUUGCCAGGGCACACCACUUGUCCAAACAGGACAAAUAGCUCCCUAUUUCCAUUGAAACUAAUUACUAGUUGUUGCUUAUCCCGGAUUUAAAAUAUAACAUGUUUUUAACAUUCCUCAACAUACUUAUUUCUCAGGAAAAGAACUGCUGAGUCCCAAGUGAAAGGACAGAAUGGCUACCCUGGGUAUCCAGAGUAAUGCAAAAAGGCAGUAGUUAAAUACUGUAAUAAUUAUAUCCAGAGACAUCAGCCAGAAUAAUUUAGUUACUGCUAAAAUUAAAAGGUGAAAAGGAGGAAGGAAAACUAAUGUAUGCUGUUCCUUAAUUUACUUUCCUUAUUACUUUCCUGUCAGAAAGUAUGUUCCUAUUGCAGUAGAUGCAUCUACAUUAGCCAUUUUUUUCUCAAAUAGAACUUCUCAAAGCAAUUCAGGCCCAUAAUCUCGUUGCAUUUCCCUUUCUCCUUCUCUUUCACUGCUCAGUUGUAACAGUUUUAUUUUGGGCUUCAGAUGAGGAUGAAACCUACUCUUUCUGUAAGCUAAAUCUAAAAGGUGGACAUAGCAUUGAAUGUGUAGGGAGGAAUAGCCUAACUGCUCUAAUUUUCCACAGAGAAGAGUUUCCUGAUAGGUUUGAUAAUGACAAUGUCUGAAAUAAUAGGUUUGAAAAGUCAGUGUCUUUUUCCUCGUUUUUUUCCUCCCCUCGUAAUGAAUUAUUUGCUCAUAUUGUACCUGCUAAUUUCUUUUUAUUUAACAUAGAGAACUCUUGCCAAUAAAGUAGGGACAAGACACUCCCAACUUGAGAUCUACCCCUAAGGAUUAUACCAACAUACAUUUCUCUUGACAAUAGUAUGGAGGAGGUUUGCUCUUGCCUUCCGGGAUUUUUUAAGAGAGACUUGAACAUUUUAGAUGAUGUCCCAUCCAAGUACCAGCCAUGCCCAAUUCCGCUUAGCUUAGGAACCCAGAGUAAGACAGCCAGGUGCUACCAUUCACAAUGCAAGAAUAUUGAUUAUGAACAUAUUAAAGCAAAGCAUAGUUAGCCUCCAGUGAAAGACUUAUGUCAGUUGCUGUGGGGUUUUGUGGUUUGGAGUGAUAUGGACAGAAAGCAGUUUACACACAUCGAGUUUUUAGGAGCAAUGUAGUACAAUUGUCCACAAUUGCUUAAAUUGUUCAGGUUGCACACUUUUUUAAAAUUGUUUUGGCAAUACUACAAACCAAAACAUCUGCAAAUCUUUACAGAUGAUAAGAAAAAAAAACAGGGAAUGUGAUUAAUUCAUAUCUGUCGUAUACUGCAUAUAUUUAUAAAUACUAUGCCACCCUCUUAUAAUUUGUUGUGUGGAUAGGGGCUACAAGAUAUUAGUUAGGAGAAAAUAGCCCAGUGUGUAGAUCCACCACUGUAAUUCCACUUCCAGUUUAUUGGGGAAACUGCAUUACAGUAUAGAAUCGAGUAAUUGUAGCUUGUAUGAUCACAUUAUUUAUCCAUAAUAAUUUUUGGAGCACGUACACGUUCUUCCCUUCUCAGGCAUGCUUGCAUAUGUUUAUAAUUUUACAGUCAAGUUCUUGCAAAGGAUUUUUAGUGAUUUAGAAGGAACAAGCAGACCUAAUUUUUUUUCUCCUAAGCAUUUUCAAAAUUAAGAAGCAAAAGAAAAUUGAAACGUAUGUUCAGUUUUAAUCAGGAAGCAAAACGUAGCCUUGUCCCUCUGAGAGACAGCGAUGUGCUCGUUACUGCAACAGCAAUUAGUAAAUAAAUUUAGCAAUAACUUUUCUUGUAAGAAGCUGUUUUUCCCCCUCAUUCUAAGGGCAUCUGUUAUUAAAACUGAAAUACACAUUAGCUUAUUCAAGCUCUUCCAGAAAAUAUAGUGCUAAUGUUUUCAGUGGCUAGCUUAUCUUGCUAGUGAGCUUUAAGAGGACUUCCAGUUCUACUUUGCUUUGUAAUAUAUGCAGCCCAUUCUAAGAAAUCAGUUUCACCAGUCCUACUCCCAGUGGGCCAGUUCUUGAGUAAGUGUGUAUAGGAUUUCAGCUAUAAGAAAAGCUUCAUAAAAUGGAAACGGUACUCUAAAUUAACCAUCAUCAUGGUUCCUUUUUCUUUGCAAGAUCCCUUCUUUUCCUACUUAUUCAUACACUGUGUGUAUGAAUGGCUGUAUUCUGAGCCAAGAUAUUUCUGUUCUGGGAAAUGGUAGAAGAUAAUGUACAAUAAGGAAGCCAGAUUGCUUAUUUUCAGUACUAGCAGUUCAUACAUUUUCCCAUUUAUUUGGAUUAAUAUACAAGGUGCAAAAUCUGACCUAGAAAGGAUUCACAAGGUGUAGGUCUGCAGGUAGGCAGUGUGAUGCCUAAAGGGAAAAAGCAGGAGAGUCAAAAUUAGGUGGUUGUUCGUAGUGUUACAUCCUUAGAAAAAUCGUUGCUUUUUAAUUUACAGUUUAAAUGCAUAAAAUGUGUUGUAACUGAUGUCACCACCUGUCUUGUGUUUCAACCAUUUCUGUGUGAUGCACUUUACAUUGUAAAUAAAGUUGCAGCCCAUUUAGUACCUGUAA